UCGAGCGGACUAAAGUAACGGAGGACGCGGGGUGACCGACAGUGCCGGUUUCUCGUGCUCGGUGCGGUGAACAUAGUGACGAGAUAUCUCGCAAUUCGUCUGUCCACGUUUCAGUGUCGGUAUCUGUUAGACGUUUACUUGCCCGUCAGGGACUACGGUGGACGACUGUCGAAUUUCCCGAGAUCUGAAAUACGUCGUCAACAUGGAGGAGAGGAUAUUGCAGAUGCUCGAGGACGUAGGAUACACAGGACCGCUGCUUGAUGCUGAGAAACUGUCACAGGCUCUGAAAGUCGGCGCCAAGUCGACGGAUUUUACUAGUCUUAUAGCCUGGUUCGCCGAGCAACUGGGAACAUUUAUCGACACCGAUGAGAUUGUUCAUGCUACAACAAGUGCCGAUGAUGCUAGUUCGUUCCUCUUAGAGUUAAGUUUCUUCCUCAAGGAAAUAGGAUGUGCGAAUGAGAAACUAAUGACUGGACACGUGAAUCAAAGACUAGCGACUGAACUGGAAAGGGCUGUCCUGAUAGAAUUUUUAGCAGCUGAACUUAUGGCUAGUAAAUUAUUAGAGAUUAAAUGUCCCAAGGAAGAGAAGCAGAUAGAGCUUACUAUUGAUGAGAGCGACACAGCAAAAAACUUGAAGAACAUGCUGGUGACGCUGAAGUUCCAAAAGCCACCGAACAAUAUCACGCCUGAUCAGCUGUUCUCAAGAGUGGAGACUAAAUUGUCGGAAGUGCUGAAGACUUUGUCACCUGAGUUUCUAGGCAAACCCCUCAUAGAUGUUGAGCUCUCGGCGAAACAAUGGGACAAGCUGAGUCUGUUGCAGGAGGAGAUGAACAAGGAGUACACGAUUCGCCGUGACAUGUUGCUCAAGCGUCUUGACGUCACAGUUCAGUCGUUCCUGUGGUCAGACAGGAUAAAGCCGCAGGAAACCGAGGUGAACUCCAGAUACGACGAGAGGAGGAAGACUCUGAAGAACGAGCCGAAGGUGACGAUAGCCGAUCUGCUGGCGGCGAGAGACGACCUGGCGGUGAUCGAGAAGAUGAGUAACGCGAGCGUUCGUAAGAACACGCGGAGCAAAAUCAACAGCGUUAUUAUCGGAGCGGUGCCGGACAGAGGUGGCAGACCGUACGAGCAAGAGCCUCCUCCACCAGAGAUGCCUCCAUGGCAGAAGGACAGGGUUCAGGGACCGCCGUCGUUCCGGGGCGGGAGAGGAGGCGGCGGUGGUGGUGGUGAUAGAGGAGGACGUGGCGGCGGCAGAGGAGGAGGAGGUAGAGGUGGCGGUGGCAGCGGCGGCUAUCGCGAUCAUAAAGACGUCAGCAGCAAUUUCGGGCAGAACAUGGACUAUCAGCAGUCUCAGUACUCCGGACACGGUCACAGGGAGUGUUACCCGGAUCACAGAAACGACGGGGGAUAUCAGCGGGGUGGCGGAGGCGGUGGUAGAAGCGGCGGGGGCUAUCGCGGAGAUGCCGGCGGUCAAAAUUACGGUCAAAAUUACGGCCAGAAUUAUCCGAGUCAGAAUUAUCAGAGUCAAAACUAUCAGGGUUAUCAGGGUCAGAGUUACGGCAGUCAGCAGCCGCAUUACUCCGGUCAGAGGGAUUCCUAUGGGGGCGAUAAUCGUGGUGGCGGAAACUACUAUAACGAGAGAAGAGAGGGUGGAGGCGGGGGGGGAGGUAGAGGCGGAGGAAGUAGGGUUCAAGGCGGUUGGAAUUCCAACAAUUCUGGCGGCAACUAUCAGCGCGGCGGCUACAAUAAAGGCAGAGGUCGAGGACAAUAUUGAAGGCACCGCUGUAUCUUUUUGAUGACGGAUGCUCAUCGCGCGAGAAACUAUCACGGUGAUAUCGCUAUUAUAUUUACGCUUACGUACUCAUACAUGCAACGCGCUAAGAAGACUAACUCGAAAUAUCCCGAAUUCAAAGUAUCUUUAGGUACAACCUGAGAUAGCGAUGAACGUUGAAAUGUGUGCGUCGGAACGAAGCAAGCUAACAGUUCGAAAUUAAAACAAUAUAUCUCGUUAAGAUAGUCGAUACGUUAUUUAUAUUCGAUCUCGCAUAUAGAGUCUCAUUUUUGCAACGGCAACUUUCAAUCUCCUCGUUCGAUUGAGCCGCGUAUGUUUGUGUACAUAAUACAAUUCUCUUUUUACACGAAUUUGAAGGAAAUCCAAUAUGUAAAUAUGUACUCGCUCGCAUCCGCAUGAGAGAGCGGAUUAGAUGGUUGAAAUUUAUUUAUAACAGGAGGAAUGAAGACUGUAAAUCAAGAAUAUUCAAUUAUACACUAUAUAUAUGUAUCGAAUAUCAAGUGCUAAAUGAGUAAUCUAAUGUGCUUGUAUAUGUAUAAUAUUAAAUCCUCAGCACUGCGAUCUCGUUGGUGAGAUGUGUUAUUUGAAGUAAACCUUAUCUACUAUUCGGCUGCAUUAUUUAAAAA
Dinoponera quadriceps is the source of this 2418-nucleotide messenger RNA. Its product is annotated as protein FAM98B. Bases 203 to 1774 code for a protein of 523 amino acids. Gene Ontology annotation, cellular component: tRNA-splicing ligase complex. The transcript has 5 exons. The record is from RefSeq and is a predicted model, not a curated record. NCBI's taxonomy places the organism in Eukaryota, Metazoa, Arthropoda, Insecta, Hymenoptera, Formicidae.